This is a messenger RNA of Bactrocera neohumeralis, 324 nucleotides long. RefSeq lists its product as uncharacterized. Gene Ontology annotation, molecular function: chitin binding. Lineage: Eukaryota; Metazoa; Arthropoda; Insecta; Diptera; Tephritidae. The transcript has 2 exons. The record is from RefSeq and is a predicted model, not a curated record. Bases 1 to 276 code for a protein of 91 amino acids.
AUGAAAUUUGCUCUCUGUUUUGCACUUGCCGUAGCUCUUGUGGUCAGCGUCUCUGCUGACGCCGGUCAAUCUGCUUGCCGUGAUCCUGUGGAAAUCGGUCAGACCUACCAACAUCACUUCGAUCCGGCCAAGUAUUGGUAUUGCGAAACUUUUGGUGAGCCUGCUGUGGAGAAGGACUGUCCUGAGGGCAUGGCUUACAUGCACUUGCUGAAAGAAUGCAUACCAUGGGCCAGCUAUCAAUGGAAGCCACUUGACGAUCCACCAACCUUGGCAUAAAUGUAUUGUGAAAUUAUAAAAAAUAAAAUUGAGAAUGUAAAAGUCAAA